Molecule: messenger RNA, 2138 nt
Organism: Daldinia caldariorum
Lineage: Eukaryota; Fungi; Ascomycota; Sordariomycetes; Xylariales; Hypoxylaceae
Product: MFS general substrate transporter
Exons: 4
Coding region: 128-1924 (598 amino acids)
Biological process (GO): transmembrane transport
Molecular function (GO): transmembrane transporter activity
Source: RefSeq, a predicted model, not a curated record
UUCGCGCUUUUGGUAGAGAUCCAUAACCAUUUCCACACUGACCGUGUGAUGAUAUCCUAAGAUAAUAUUUCCCUUUCUACAUCUCUUCAAGGAUAUAAGGAUAAUAAGGAUAUAUAACAACACCAACAUGGAUCCUUACGAAGUGCCCACCAUGGAAGGCACGUCUGCACGACCAAAUCAACCCGAUCAAGUCGACCAAGCUGACCAAGUCAAGUAUGGGUCAAUCGUCCCUGGAUCGUUAGCUCGCAAACCUACCAACCCAUUGGCUCGAAGUCCUACCAAGGAAACAGUUCGAGAUCCGAACCUGGAUUUGAACUUACCCUACCGAACACUUUCCGGCGACGCAAACCUUUCGGAAUAUACCACAGAAACCCCCUCCGGUGCGAUACCCGGUCCCGUAAGACCUGAUGGAGAACGCCGGUACAAACUUGUCACCUUCACGCCGGGUGACCCUGAAAACCCGAAGAACUGGUCGAAGGCCUAUAAGUGGUAUUGUACUAUGGUCGUUGCUGCGACGUGUUUCGUCGUAGCUUUCUCGUCCAGUGUCAUCACGGCCGAUAUUGCUGGCGUGUCCGAUGAAUUCGGUGUCAGCGAAGAGGUUGCGCUUCUCAGUAUUAGUCUAUUCGUCGUAGGAUUCGGUGUUGGACCUAUGGCAUUCGCACCACUAUCUGAAAUUUACGGAAGACGUAUCAUCUACGGAACAACGCUACUGAUCGCCGUGAUUUUCAUUAUUCCCGGUGCUGUUGCGAAGAACAUCGCUACUCUCCUAGUCGCCCGAGCUAUCGAUGGCAUUGCCUUCUCCGCUCCCAUGACGCUUGUUGGCGGUACCCUCGCCGACCUUUGGAGAUCUGAAGAGAGAGGUAUUCCCAUGGCUGCUUUCUCCGCAGCCCCUUUCAUUGGUCCUGCUAUCGGUCCCCUCGUUGGUGGUUUCUUAUCUGAUGCUGCUGGCUGGCGAUGGCUUUACUGGAUUCACCUAAUCCUCGCUUUCAUCGUCUGGGUCUUAAUCACAUUCACUGUCCCCGAGACCUACGCACCCACGAUUCUAGCCAAGCGAGCCAAGAAAAUGCGCCAGGAAACUGGCUCGCCGGACUACGUUACAGAAGAAGAUAUUGAUAAGCGACCCCUUGGCGAGCGAUUAGCUAUUUUCUUGGUUCGACCCUUCCAGCUUCUGUUCGGCGAAUUAAUUGUCUUCUUGAUCAGCUUGUACAUGUCCGUCCUAUACGGUCUUCUGUACAUGUUCUUCGUCGCUUUCCCCAUCAUAUUCCAGCAAGGCAAGGGAUACUCCGCCAGUAUCACCGGUCUUAUGUUCAUUCCUCUAGCUGUCGGUGUCAUCUGCUCGGCUAUCUGCUCGCCCCUGGUCAACACACACUACCGAAAGCUCAUCUCUAAGUACAACGGUCUCCCCCCGCCGGAGCUUCGUCUUAUUCCCAUGAUGUGCUCCUGCUGGUUCAUCCCGAUCGGUCUGUUCAUCUUCGCCUGGACCUCGUACCCACGUCUCAGCUGGGUCGGUCCCGCUCUCGGUGGUUUCCCCGUCGGCUUCGGCUUCAUCUUCCUGUACAACAGCGCCAACAACUACCUCGUCGACGCGUACCAGCACCAAGCCGCCUCCGCCCUCGCGGCCAAGACCUGCAUCCGAUCGUUCUGGGGUGCCGGCGUGGUCCUGUUCACGGAGCAGAUGUACGCUCGGCUAGGCUACGAGUGGGCCAGCACCCUUCUCGCCUUCAUCUCCCUCGCCUGCUGCGGCAUCCCCUUCCUGUUCUGGACUUACGGCGAGCGCAUCCGGCAGAAGAGCAAGUACGCCUACGCCGGCGACGAGGACGAGAAGAUCGCCAACGCUUCCGAGGGCAUCGGCCCCGUCGUCCGCGAAUACGACUCCGAAGACCAGGAUCUGAGGCGCGCGAGGAGCUACGUUAGCAACCCUUGAACGCGGACCUGAUCUCAAGAACAAGAUUUCAAUAAGAGUUUUUUCGACUAGAGGUUAUAGAAUCUCGGUUAGACAUAGACAGAGUAGGUACCCAACACCUUAGAGGGUACGUAAAAAGGAGAUAUAGAUGGUAAAGUAGUUAUAUGUGCCGCCGACAUGAUUGGCGCAGGCUACUUGGAACACGAAGAAGAAGAAUACGGUUUCCGCCGCGGCC